This is a messenger RNA of Poecilia latipinna (sailfin molly), 20896 nucleotides long. RefSeq lists its product as uncharacterized. The record is from RefSeq and is a predicted model, not a curated record. Lineage: Eukaryota; Metazoa; Chordata; Actinopteri; Cyprinodontiformes; Poeciliidae. Gene Ontology annotation, biological process: presynaptic dense core vesicle exocytosis; dense core granule priming; synaptic vesicle priming. Gene Ontology annotation, cellular component: terminal bouton; presynaptic membrane; neuromuscular junction. The coding region runs from base 162 to 20537 and encodes 6791 amino acids. The transcript is spliced from 43 exons. Gene Ontology annotation, molecular function: calmodulin binding; calcium ion binding; phospholipid binding.
UUCAGCCGGUAGUCUGUCGGUCUCAGCCGGUGACAGUCAACCCUGAAACCCCUCAGGGCUCCGCGGAUUGUCCGCGUCACAUCAUUGCUGCUUCCUUUUUUUUAUUUUAUUCAUUUGUGUGAUGGCGCGGAAAGUGAGUGAGAUUUUUGGCUGGAGUAUAAAUGACUGCGGAGCAACAGGCAACUGGGUUGGGGAAACUCACUGAGGGUUGCUCGGCUUUGGAGGAACUGCAGAAUCCCGCUGCGAUGUCCCUGCUGUGCGUCAGAGUAAAGAAAGCCAAACUUCAUGGGCCGCCAGACAAAUUCAACGCCUAUGUCACCUUAAAGGUCCAGAAUGUGAAGAGCACAACCAUCACAGUCCGUGGAGAUCAGCCAUGCUGGGAGCAGGACUUCAUGUUCGAGAUCAGCAAUCUGGACUCGGGUCUGGUGGUGGAGCUGUGGAACAAAGGUUUGAUCUGGGACACUAUGAUCGGCACAGCACUGAUCCCGCUGGACACCAUCCAUCAGUCUGAUGAGGAGGGACCAGGAAGUUGGACGGCUUUGGACUCGGAGGUGUUGAUGAAGGAGGAUCAGAUCUGCGGCACCACAAACCCAACGCCUCACCAAGUGCUGCUGGACACUCGCUUUGAGCUUCCUUUUGAUAUCCCAGAAGACGAGGCGGAGUACUGGACCAGCAAGCUGGAGCGGAUCAACACCAUGCAGAUCCACGACGAGUAUCCCUUACCAGGAGAGGUCCAGAGAAGAAGAAUGGCGUCGAUGCCGUCACAGUGCUGCAGUUGGAGUUAUUUUGGAUGGAGUGAUCAGCAAACGUAUGAUGACCACGACAGCGCCGUGGACGACCGAGACAGCGACUACCCCAGUGAAACUGGGAACCGGCCACCGCGGUUCCACAACACUUCCCAGACGAAUUCAUCCGUCCAUCAGUACCCCAUAGGCCGUAGAGUCCAGCAUCAGAGCCUGUCGAGGGAGUCUGACUCUGUUCACAGUUACGAUCUAGACAAUAGAGAAACGAGGGCAAACAGACGAUCAAACAGCAAAAGAGGCGUUAGAAUAAUUCCUGUAGACUCAGGUAUGGGUGUGGAGGACUGGGAGAGUAAAUAUAAUCUGCCUAACUCGGGUGUACUGGAUGAUUAUUUAGACACUGAGCAGAAACUUUGGGAGGAUGAAGAUAAAAGUAUCAUCUACCGGAUCAGUGACAGCUGUGAGUCUAAAGGCAGCAGAUUUUAUCAGACGGUAGAGUGUGAUGGUCUAUCCCCAGAGGACAUGCUGGAGCCAAAUGACGGGGCACCCAGACAGAGGCAUGGCUUUGGCAGUGGGGAAGUACGAUUAGUUUACAAGGCAGCCGGCAGCUUUGAGGAUGAAUCAUCUCCUCCUGAAAUUGACAUAAUCCCGUCAGUCAAACAGCUGAGACAACCGACAGACAGAGAGAGUCUCCUUUACAAGACCAGAUUGUGGGCCAAAACCGCUUUAGAAGACACUCUGGAGAACUAUGCUGCUUUUCGUGAGCAGGAGACUGCGAGGGAAGAAGCUUCUAGGGUCAGAAGACGUGUUGACUAUAACUCGCUUGGCUCUGAUGAGAUGCAGUACUCAUUUGGAUCUGAGGAAGAACUGGAAGAUCUGACAUUCACUGAGGGAGAUGCUAAUUUUGAAUAUGAAAGCUAUGGCUACUCUGGCAAGUAUAUGGAACAUUUUGAAGGACAAGAUUUUUCAAGAAAAAGCAGAACAACUGAUCAACAAGAUCCAAUGCUAUCUCCUGUGGAGGACCCAGAUGAUGAAUACAUAGAUCCAAUGGGUGAACUGCGGAGCUUAGUCCACUCAGUGUCUGAAUACCUGGCAGUGAAAGAGGAGGAGGUGAACAGCUAUGAAUCAAUGCCCAAGCCACCAAGAAGAAAACUACCUGCUCUACCAACUGAUGCAAAAAUGUUACCACCUGAAGACAAUGACAGUAAUAUGACCAAACCUGAUGUUAAAGAGGAAAGUCCUGUUGAACAAGGCAUAACUGGGGUGAAAAAUGCAAUGAGCUCAUUGUUCAGCACAAUCACAGGAGCAAAGUCUCCAACUGAGGCAGAAGCCUCUAGUACUUCAUCUCCCCAGCCACCACAAACUGAUUCUGGUAUUUCAAAAUUGUUAUCAUUUAUCCCUAAAUCUAAUACCGAAACCCCUGAAACUCAAUGUGCAUCUGCAACAGAACCACCUACCUCCCAAACACCACCCCAAACUGAAUCAGGAAUUUCCAAGCUGCUUGCAUUUAUUCCCAAAAGUGGUGGUACAUCUCCACCAGUGGCCAUAGUUCCGCCUGCCUCUCAGGAGCCCUCAACAGAGAAAAAGUUCUCUCUACAGUCACUUUUGCCUUUUCAAUCCUCUGAGACCAGUAGACAAGUGGAGGCCAACCAGACGCCUACCCAAGCUCCCACAGAGGCACAAAGUAGUUCAACAGCUGGUAACCAGUCUGCAUCUGGGUUUGAAUCCAUGUUAGGAAGGCUAAGUCCUUUGAGGCUUUUUUCCAGCUCACCAUCUCCCAGAGAGACAUCACCACAACCACCGGAGCAAAGAAGUCCAUCUGCUGCAAGCAAAGAAUCCCAACAAGGGCAAGUAAGUAGAGGCACCAGUCCUAGUAGAGAAGGCUCACAAACAGAGCAGCAGUCAUCAGGAGAGAUAAGACCAGGUUCUGCAAGUGGAUCAGUUGAUCUUUUGCCAGAUACAGGAAGCGGAUCAAUUGAGCUUUCCCAAGAAACGGCAACUGGGUCAGUAGAACUUCUUCCAGAGACUGAGUCCUCUGGUGAGCUACCUGACAUUCAGCAAAGAGGAACAUCUUCAGUGUCUGAAGCAAAACCUGAGGGAAGUUCAGAAGAAACUGGAUUCUUCAGUCCUUUUAAGAAAUCUCUCUCCACCCUCAUGUCUGCGGUUCCUCCAGAAAACCCCUCGCAUAGUGAUACCAAGCCUGCCGAGGAGUCAUUUCUAGGCAGCAAACUGAAAAUUCCAUUUUUGUCAGAAAAUGUUUCCACAACAACAGCACCUAAAGCAGAAGGAGGUAUGUUGUCAGGGAUUCUUAAAUUUGGAAUAGGGGAAGAUUCUAAUGUCACUUCAAAUACUUCAACGCCUGCUCCAUCAAGGUCUCCCUCUCCAAGUCGUUCUUCACUUCUUGAAAGUGCUCCCAAACAAAACACAGGAACCGGCUGGUUUUCUAACCUUUUUAAGGUGACUCCACCUGAACCUGCCAAAGAACCAGAAAAAAACCAAGUGACUCCUACUGUGACACUUACCAAACCUAGUGAACAAACUGAACCUCAUUCUGAGCAAAUAUUUCCCGACACACCAAAAGAUACUGCUUCCAGUGCAGAGCAGUCCUCUGAGGGGCAAACUUUGCAGGAAAUAAAUGCUAUUUCCCAAGACCAAGAACCUCCCAAGGUCAAUGCAGGCACAUCACAACCAGAGACCUCACAGCCUCAAGGAUUUCUUUCUGGGUUGUUAAAAAUAGGACCAACAGAAUCUGUGUCAUCCGAUAAGAAAACCCAGGAAGGAGAAGGACAGUCUCAACCGAGUGGUUUGUUUUCUGGUAUAUUUUCAUCACCUUCCCAGCCUUCCUCUCAACCACAGCCGCAACAAUCAGGAGUGUUUUCUGGAUUCCUAAAGUUGGCCUCUGAUACUGUUUCGGGUUCUGCAAAUCAGUCAACAACCCCAGGAGGUCAGUCUGGCCAGCCUCCAUCUCAAGGUCAAGGGCUCUUUUCUGGACUGUUGAAAAAAGCUACAGAUACAGUAACUGGGACCCAGCCAGUCCAGUCAAGUCAAGAUUCCCAGCCAAGUGACGCUAAGCAAACAAUGGUUAAGGAUGGGCCAGAAAAACACUUGCCUCAAGGAUCAGAUUCACAUGCUGAGUCGACUGGACUUUUGUCAAGAUUUAAAUUAGGAUCCACAGAUAGUCUUCCUCCUGAUAAAGAUCAAACAGACCAACAAAGGCGACUAAUAGCCUCAGAUGAGCAUUUAAAGCAACCACAACAAAGUAGCACGAUUACAGAACAUGCAGCUUCAAAACCAACAACAGCACCUCAAUCAGGUGGAUUACUUGGGGGCUUACUAAAACUCUCAGAAUCUACACCCCAGCAACCAUCUUCUGGUCAAGGGGGUUUGCUGUCUGGGCUGUUUGGAAUUGGUGUACAAGAAUCUGCUCCUGUAAACCCACCUCAACCUUCACAAAACCAACCACAGACUGUAAAACCUGAGAACCAACCAAAUCAGCAACUAGGCAGUAGACAAAACCUUCAACAUAACCAAGUGCCUCCACAGCAGCAGCCGAGUGGUCCUGGAGGGAUGCUUAGUGGAUUAUUUAAUAAAAUUGCAGAUGUGGGUGUGCCACAGCAAACAGUGGGAAGUCAACCAACUCAGCAACAAGCACAAAGACCAGCCCCCAAGACAAUUCAACAACCAUCUAAUCAACAGGGGGGAUUUCUUUCUGGACUGUUCUCCUCGGGGUCUAAUACUCCAGCUCAGCAGCAGUCCCCUGUUAAUCAACAACAUCAGCAGCAACCCCAACAAGGCAACAGACAACCUCUGCGUAGACAAAACCAGAUACCCCCACAACCCCCUGCUUCUGCUCCAGAGCCACAACAGGGUGGGUUAUUGUCAGGACUGUUUAACAAAUUAGCUUCCAGCGAUAAUGUAUCACAACAGCCCAGCCAACAAGCUAGUACUCAGCAGGGCAGUAAGCCUGGGCAGCCUUCCAAUGAACCAUCGUCUCAAACCAGUCAGCAGGGUGGAUUUUUAUCUGGUCUGUUUGGACCAUCACCACCUCAGCAGGUACAACAACAACCUAGUAAAAUAGCAAGUCCUCUACAAACAACAACACAGCAAGCUAAUCAAGGUGGAAGCCUGCUUUCAGGUUUUCUCAAACUUGCAUCUGGUGACAAUGUACAAGAACAACCAUCAGCAAAACCUCCUCAGGCUAGAGAAGCAGCAGUUAAGGCAGGACAAAAUCCACCCCAGCCUGAAUCUGGGGGGUUAUUCUCUGGUCUAUUAACCAAAAUUUCAGCCACUGUAGAACAGUCAUCCUCAUCUUCUGACCAGGUAGCGCCUCAGUUAACUCAGUCAACUCAGCAACAGCAGCAACAACAGCCACGUUCAAGUCAGAGUAGACCACAGAUUCAGAGAACGAAACCAGUGGAAGUUCAGUCCUUCCAGGACGCAUCCUCUGAUAAGGAGACAAAAGCUCCAGCUCAAAAAGGAUUUCUCUCCAGUCUGUUUAAUGUCACGGAAGAGCCAUCAUCAAAGAUGCAGGAGUCCUCUUCACCUGGGACAGAAGACCCAAAAAACAGCUCUACUGGGACAUCUACUGGCUUGUUAUCUAGCAUUUUCAAAACAAAUUCUAGUGACAUCAGCACUUCUGCUCCUGGAAAGGAAAAGGAAAAAGCUUCCCUUGAAACAUUACCACAGAAUAAGGAGAAAAUUUCCUCAAGUAUAGAAACACUCCCAGCUCCUGCUAAUUCAGUUACUCGUGGUGUUGAUACCCAGGAACAGCUUCCACAGUCACAGGUUAGGCAAGAUGAUACAAUUUCCCCAGCACAGCGUUAUCUUGAAGAAAUCCAGCAUCUCCUGUAUGGGACAUCAGAUGAAUAUGGUUACAAGGAUCUGUUAUACAACUUUACAGAACAUGGAGUGAUUCCUCCAGAGUUAUAUGAACAUCAGUGUCUCAUAGAAGCUCUGCUGUGGCAGCAACUCAAUGAUUAUGUCCAAGCUGAAGCUCUGGCCACCAAUGUUCAAAUUCACAACCAAACAUGCCACGACUAUAUUCCUCCUACAGCUAAAGCUCCUCAACUAGACAACCGCGUUACUUUAAAUCCUAAAGAAAUGAACAUCAGUGACUUCAACAUACCUGCUCAUCCUUGGAGGGAUACUUCCACCCAGCUUUUUGAGAGCCGAAACCGCUUUUUUGAAACAUAUGAAGAUCUGGUGUUGUUUGACAUGAGCUGCCGGAACAAGAAAGCUUGGAGCAGCUGUGACCACUUGAAUGAUCUUGAUAGCAAUAGUAAACCAUGGAUUGCAAGAGGUAGUGCAAUAAAUCUGUCAACUGAAAAAUCAAAGAGACGUCUAAAUAGGUGUCAGUCGCUCACGCAAUGCAGUGUUCAAGAGUCUGGCAAAGUGGAGGACAAAUGUGUUGUAGAUAAUUUCUUGAAAAAUGACAACUUUGAUUUAAAAUCAGCAACUGACUUUUUAAAGCGACUUUCAACAAAAAAAGGACCCGUCGACUUAAGACGCAGUGCUCUUAAUUUAAGCAAGUCAGCAGGCACUGGAGGCGAUACAGAAGAUUAUAUGCUGUUUGAGGACUCUGAGUGGUACCAACAGUGGAUGUCACUAUUAGAACAUGGGCUGUGGUGGCCAGCUGAGGCAGGAGACUGUGGAUAUUAUGUUUAUACAGAUGAAAACUACAUCUAUUCUCUUUUAACUGAUAAAGCUGGAAGGCAUCUCUACGCCUGUGCUACAGACGAGGAUAUGCAAACUUUGGGAAAUAUUACUGAAAACAUAGCUAACAUUCUGAAGCAAAAAGAAACUGAUAAAGUGACCCUUUGUGGUUUCAAAAUCCCCCUGAAUGAUGAAAGUAGAGGUUUCUGCAUUUCAGACAAUCAGCAGAAUGCCUUAUUAUUGAACGAUGCACCAAUGGAUCUGACUGCUGCUCUUAGAAAAGGUGAAAAAAUAAUGAACUUGAAUAUGCAGAGUUUCUCUCAAAUGUUUCAAGAGUCUGUAACAUCGCAAGCAGAGCAACCUAUUGACUUUAGUGUGUAUAAGCUUAAAAAGAUAAAAGUGGAGUCUGUCCAAAAUGGUUACUCUUGUCAAGAGGAACUAAUGGAAGCUGCUGACUUUAGCUUGAAGUCUCUAAAAGGGGGGCACGGAGGGCCCUACUGGAAGGAUCAAAGACUUAAAGAUAUACUCACACCAAGCCAUUCUCCUCAACAUUACUUGCCACAAAUCUCUCAAAACAGACAAUGUCCUAUUCCAGAAAUCAGGAUCGCACAUGUAGAUGAUACAAAUGCAGACCAAUCAAAACAAAAAGUAAGUUCUACAUUUUCAGGAUUCAGAGCAAACUCUACUAACACGAACACAAGUAAGACUCAGACAGUUUCAGCAACAUCUACCAUUUCAGCAUCUGUUUCCAGUCAACGUUCAGAAACUUCCCCAUCAACUUCAAAAAUACAGUUGGGAAGGAAGCUGCCUAAUGCUCCAAUUGACGGUAAGACAACCAGUCCUUCAACUCCAUCAGGACAAGUAGCUGCUGCUUCUUCUGUAGCAAAAGCAUCUUCCCCAAUGGUGCCUUCUAUUUCUUCCAAGAGACCACACCUUACAAGACAACCAUCUCAAGCAGAUAAAACAGUAUCAUCUCAGUUUAAUAAAGGCACUGUCACUGGGAUAUGCAAAGAGAAAAGUACCUCACCAAUGACCCAAACUGUCUCUGAGACUCCUAAAGAGCCACAAGAUAUCCCUAAGGUAUUUAAACCAAAGCUGCAUAUAUUGAAUGAGACUUCAAGUGUUUAUAGUGAAGCCUACCUAUACAACAGAAACCAGAAGUGCUUUACCUCCCCUGGUGACUCUCAAAUGUGCCAUAAAGUUUUAGAUUUUUCACCCGCAAUAAACAAAAACAUUACCAAACAAAAAGAUGGAACUGAUGAUGGUGUUGAACCUGCACCUAGGAAUGAGGCUGUCGACUUUACGAAGUACAAGUUAAAAAAAUUCAAAGAAAAAAAGCAAGUUGAUUUUGAGGCAAAUGUGGACAUGCCAGAUAAAACCACAACUGCUGUAGAUCUAACUAAGCAAGUAGAAGAAGAGGAAAUUGAAUGGCCAAAUUCAAAAAGUACUAGUGUAAGCCCAUUACAGGAUGGUCUGACCAUAUCACAGACCAGCCACAGGGAUACAGUUGGCCAACAAAAUCAAUCAGCAAGACAUCUGUCCAGGCUAGGAGUCCAUGGCCAAGUCCAUGCAAAGGAAAUACAAGCCUUUGCUAGUACAACCAAAGAAGCAAAGUCUAGUCAAAAAGAUUCUGAGUUUUCUAAGAAAGAUAAAGACAACUCCUCCAAGCUGACUUGUGCAUCUCCUGUAUCGUCGAAGAUUCCUGGCACCAAUUUUACAUCAGAAAAAUCAAUUUCUACAGUGUCUUAUACUUCCAGUAAAGAGUCCAAUCUUGGCGAAACUGUCCAAAAAACAUCAAGAACUGAGUCAAAACAACCAGCACGAACCUCACUGCUUUUGAGCCCUGCAAUGAGAAAACAAGUGGACAGUCAGGAACAACAGCUGCCAAAACAACAGAGUUCAAUUGGAGUUGCAACAGAUUCUACUCAGGUUUACCCUGACAAGAGUCCAGUUUCUGCACUUGUUUCUCAUCAGUCUUUUGAAAAGACUCAGCAAUAUGAGAAGACAACUGCACCUGCAAAUUCAAUUAAAGCCACGUUAGAUAUGUCUGUCAAGUCAAACACACAGCUGACACAGAAAACUGUUGUGCCAACAAAGGAUCCUGCUGGCGAGGCAUUGUCAUUGACCAAUAGAAAACCAUUUGCUUGUGAUGAGAGAGACCAAAGUUUAAGUCGCCAAGAAUCCAUUGACCUGACAUGUAAAUCAGUGUCAUCAUUGAAUAAACCUGAGAUGAAAGACUUUAGUCAUACACCAACUCUCCAGGAACUCCCAAGCUCACUAAAAACCACACAAGACAUGACUUCUAUGUCUUUAACUUCAAAAGCAGUGGUUCUGAAUGAAGAUAUCACAACUAGAAAACCUCUUACUGACUAUACCUGUCUAUCUCCAAAUGCACAACCACUUCCAUGUCAGUUAAACCCAGAAUCACUUCAGCCACACUCUUGGCAGAGCAAAGAUGACACAUUAAUGCAAUCAAUUCACUCACCUUCUCAGUUACUGGGAACAAAACAUGUUGCUUUUCCUCCGUCAAAUGCCACUAAUGUGUUAGAUAUGUCACCAAAGCCGUCUCAAGUCAUGUUGGGAAAAACAGUGCCUGGAGAUGAGUUUAUCACAGACGAAGCAGUUUCACUUGUUAAAAAGUCAAGUGCAAGAGCAGUUGCCAGGAGAGAUUCUGUUGGUGUUGCACUGAUAGUUGAUCAAACCCAGAUGGAAUCAACAAGCGAAAUGCAGUCUCAAAAUAUGAUCUCUGGGCAAAAAAGCCAAAUCACAAACAGAAAUGGGGUCUGUAUUUUACAGCAGUCCAUUCCUGGCUACACAGUUAUGCAACACUCAACUGCAUCCCAGACUAUUGUUAAAUCAAAUUCAAACAGUACAGCUCCAGCAAAUUCAGUUAAAGGCACAUUAGACAUGUCAACAAAGGCCUCUGUACCUGACACAAGUAUGCCUUCACAUCCAGUUUCACUGGUUCGCUCAAGACGAUCAAGCUUAAUAUAUUCUCAAAAAGAUUCUGUUGGUGUCCCCUUAAUAGUGGAGGUACACAUUCCCCAAGAGCACCCUAAAAGGAAUCAGACAGCAUUGGUAGAACCCCAGAAGCCUUUACAAAGACUUGUGCAUAGUGAAUCUCGAGAAACUACUGCACCUGCUAACUCCAUCAGAAGCUCUUUGGACAUGUCCCCAAAAUCCCCACAGAAGGAGUCUGAAAGAGCUCCUAUUGUACUACCAUGUGAAGUUGUGCCACUAGUCAGAAAUAGGACACAUGUAUUAAGGAAUCCUUGUGGUGGUGUACCACUCAUUGUGGAGCAACCUGUAUGUCAACAAAGAAGACAUGUUAUGACAGAAGUUUUUACAACAGAGACCCUACACAGAAAAGUAUCUACCUCUCAUUGUAAUGAAGCAUUUUCUCCUUCUAGGACCCCAUAUAAGGACCCACGGCAACACAAUAAGCCUGUAGAUUUCUCAGCUAGAGACAACCUUGUUACGUAUAACCUUUCAAACAAUCAAAUUGAACCUAAAGAUGGAGAGCCAAUGAACUUCACUGUUGCAAAAGCAAAGAAAGAAACUACCAAAAAAUGGCAAAGUGAAAGGGACCCAGAAAAGAAAACGUUUGUGGGUACUGUGGAUCUAAGUUUGAAUGUUAAAAACAAAUCAAUAAUUGACCUUCAAGGUGCAACGGAUUUUACUUCUUCGGUUUGUGUCCCAUCUCAACACAGAAUAAAUUCUCAGCAACAAUAUAUACCUGCAAACACUAUUGAUUUCAGAAGUGACAUUACAUUUUCUCAAACUCGAAAGUUAUCGGAACAUUCAAAUGAUGCAUGCAUAACCACACAUGCUGGAACACAUCAUGAAAUCCAUGGAGGAACAGGAAGGAAUUUGGAAUCUGCAUUUGCACCUCUGGUUGCAACUGAAAGGAUAAUACAGCCUCCUCAGCUUUUUACUCCCCAGUCUACACAAGACAUUGGAUUUACUCAGUUGUCACUUAAUAGUGCAUAUCAACAAGUCAAUAGUGUACCUGAACAAAUAUCUUUUGUAAAAUAUCAACUGCCAACUCAAUAUUUAGUUUCUCAACACCAAUGUCCACACCCCAGAGCAGAAUUUGCAAUUCCUCUGCCAAAGACACAAACGUUGCAAAAACAAGACACGACUACACAGCAGGAUGUGAACCAUAGACCCAAAAUUCUUAUUAAGCAGGCAACUGUGGAUAGUUAUGGGAGUACAGAAGAGUUUGAAGAAAAUGGAGCAGUGACACACAGUAGGCACUCCUCUGUUUCUUGCACUACACAACAAGGUGCAGGUGGAUCCCAAACAGCUGCUAUCCCUUUGUCUGUAGACGCACAGCGUGGUGCUGAACAUUUUAUGGCACCUGCAGUUGCACAGCCUGUACAAAGAGACACCAAUUCAGCUGCAAAUGAUUCAAAAGUACCUCUUCAUCUCUCAAAGCCACCAAGCAUAAGCCAACACCACACCACUGCACAAAAUAAUUACACACCAGCCUUACCCUCUAAUAAUAUGGAUCCAAUACAGUGCGUUUCACAAACUAGUGUAUCUGUUUCACAAACUGCCAGAAGUCAUCACACAAUGCCAGGGUUAUAUGUUACAGGAAGUUAUCAAAAUCAGGGCUUUGCAUCUCAAUCACAAGAGUCACAAGUGGCUUCAACACAAGCAGGAUCUUCUUCUGUGAAGGGUUUGAUUUCACUUUUUAGUAAUUUGGACUCACAAUCUUCUGUUGGUACAAAAUCACCUGCUAUCUCCAGCUAUGCCAAGACUGAAUCAAAACCUGUAGACCACGUUCUUUCAAUACAAAAGCAAGAUAAUCUUGUCCCAGUUACUCAUAACACCAGAAACAUAGAGGGAAUCUCCUCAAAUUCACAAUUUUCUACUGUAGCAGAUUCUGUGCCACUCACAACAACUCUUGGUCAGGAUUAUGUUGAAUCAGGAUCAGUGACUCCUGAAGAUAAACUAGCUUGUUCAUCUGAGGCAUCCAAAGAUCAGUCUGCAAAUGUGGAGAAAGUGUUGUCUCCAGAACUACCUCUAAGCACUGAAUCACAACAAAUAGGUUUAAUAUCAAGUGAUUUAAGUCACAGAAUGUCUGCUGGGACACUGGAGGGUGCAUCAUCACAGAGUAUUAAGUCCACAUCUCCUUCUCAAAAGUGUCAAGAACUACAGGAAAUAAAUUCUUGCACAGGAAAAGAAACAUUUGAUGACUUACCUCCUUCUGAACCAUUCCCAGUUAAACCAAUAGGUAAUAAACUACAUGAAGGACUUCAAAGCUCUGACGAAUCUCCACUAUUUCCACUAGCAUUGCAAGAGACUAAAUCAAAAUCAAAUGGUAAAGAAGCAUUGGCCGCAAUAAGUGAAAUAGCAUCUCAAUCGGACCUAUCACAACAGCAAGGUUUAGAAGAGCUUAAACAAGCUAUAUCUACACAGUCUGCCAAUGUUAGGGGUGAAUUCGAAGAAAUUUCUUCACAAGAAAAAAGCAGACCUCCAAGGUCAAUCUAUAUUGGCAUAAGUUCUUCAGACACACUUCCUUUUGGGGUAGAAAUGGAAUCGGGGGAUCAAAAGCCUUAUGUUAGACUGCCCCACAUUUUCAUAUCAGCUGCCAGUUCACCAGAAGAAGAGCAUAAUGAGACCAACCGUGGUACCCCUGAAAGUAAUGGACCUAAUUUUCCAGAAGCUAGUGUCUUUGAUGAUACUACAUCAAGUGCAGGAACAGCACUAGAGCAAAGGGAAGUUGAUGUUGAUGUUUUAGUAAAGUCUGAUGCAUCUAAAGAUACCAGUACUUUAGAAGACAGUACCAUACAGGGAUCUGUUGAACCAUUGAGCAGUGAGGCUAAGACUGGCUUUCCAGAUAUACCAAUUUCACUGAAUACAUCAAAUCAGAUAAUUAUAAAUGAACAAGACUCUGAGCACAUUAUGACAGAUAAAACCUCAAUAGGCACUACCCUUUCAGAGAUUGAAAAUAAAUCGGAGACUACUGAGGUUCCUCAGGACAAACUUCAAUCGAUUUCUGAAAACACAGAGUUAACAUCAGACACAUCACCAGGUGAAGUUGUAAAACUUCUCACUGACCUGGCCUGUCAGGUUGUUGAAGAGUCACCAGAAUGUGUUCAACCAUCUCAAGAGUCAGUUACUAUGAAUGAAAACAAAUCUCCCAGUACAGAACUGCCAGGAGAAGUUGACUGCUUGAGCAUCAAGUCUCUGAAAGUAGAAACCUUAGUUUCAGAUGUUAAAUCACCUGAAGAUGUCCAACAUCUUCAUGAGAAAAGUGAAGAAGAUGUCACUUUAUCUGUGCCUGAGCCACCUCCUAUUAGUGCUCCUAAGGUUUCAGAUUUAACAUCUGAAACCUUAGUUUCAGAUGUUAAAUCACCUGAAGAUGUCCAACAUCUUCAUGAGAAAAGUGAAGAUGUCACUUUAUCUGUGCCUGAGCCACCUCCUAUUAGUGCUCCUACUGAGGAACUUAUUAUCUCUAAGGAAGACAGUGCAGCUGUUAAGGGUGAUCUGCCCAAUGCUGAACAAACUGAUGAACAAGCAGGAAAAGGCAUAUUUUCACUGUUCAGUGCUUCUUCAGCAUCCCCGCAACAAACUCCCUCCCAGACUGGAUUAUCAAUACUUGGGGGCAUUAUUCCUGGCUCAUCUACUAAAGAUGCUCCUGGGACAGGGUUACUCUCCAUGUUUGGUGGGUCAAGUGCACCAUCUUCAUCUGAAUCCAAAGAUAUACCACCACAGUCAGCACCACAAGAACCCCAGGGAAAAAGUCUGUUCUCUAUGUUUGGUGGUUCUAUUAGUCAACCACCACCUGGCCCAAGGGGUCCAACUGCUGGAGGUGUGAGGCCCAGGGGGCCACCACCCAAAGAACCUCCAGGAAAAGGUCUCUUUUCCAUGUUUGGUGGAGCUGUGCCUCAACAAGCACCAAGUCCCAGGGCUCAUCCAGGGGCUGGCCCUCCACCCAGAGGACCAGGAUCUUCUCUGUUUGGUGGCAUCCUACCAGGUUCAGCAACACAAAAAGACACCCCUAGUACAGGGUUGUUCUCCAAGUUUGGUGGUCUUGGGGGUCAGUCCCAAACAGGGCCUAAGGUAGGCACACCUGGACAAACAGCUACACCACCAAAACCCAGUGGCCCAGAGAUCUCAGGGAAGGGGCUGUUUGCCAUGUUCGGUGGACAGAGUCAACAGCCACCAGAAGCACAACCAACAGCUUCUAAAACAACUGAAUCAGACAGUGCUUUUAAAGUGUCAUCUGUGUUUUCACUUGGUUCGAAUACUGACAGCAACAAAUCUAAAACUGGGUUUGGUCUAUUUGGUAUGUCCUUUUUGGAGGAAAGCAAAACUGAGCCAGAAAAAAGUGUUCCUGUCAAAGAGGAGGUUGUAGUUGAGCCAUUAAAGUCUUUAGAUGCAGAAGCACCUUCAGAAGAAGCAGAGAAUAACCAUGAUAAAACUGUAAAACAUGAACCCACUGAACCUGUUUCUAUAAUUUCAGUUCAGAAAAAAAUUAAUGUAGAGGAGACAUGUCAAGAUGUCCAAGAUGCCGUCAACAAUGUCUCUAAAAAUGUUAAUGAAGCUUCUGUUCCUCAAAGAGAUUCACAAGAUGUGGACAAAGAAGCCACAGUACAGUUAAACCUUUCUCAAAAUGCCUCAGAGACAGUUGAAACUUCUGUUGGAGAGUCAUUGAACAUUACAAGUAAUCUUUCUGAGAAAGAGACAUUUGUGGAUUCACAAGAUGUAAAACAAGUCAGUGAAUCACAAUCAGACAUCCCAUGUGGACCUAAAGAAAGAGAAGGUGCAGUAAAUGUUGAGGAAAUGGUUGCACAACCAGAAACUGCUGCAUUAGAAAUGAUUACUCAAAAUGAAUCUGAAAUAGUUGGGAUCAGUCAGUUAUCAGAAAAACAUGACUCCCCUCAAAUACCAGAAAAUAUAACAGAUUCUUUGGAUAAACUAGAAACCUCUAUUACUGCCGUAGAAGAAGUUCAAGAUACAAAGACUAAAGAUGUGGACAUUCCUUCAGAGAAGGGAAAUGAAGAGGAUUUAAAUUUUGCUGUGGAGACUUCAGUUGAAGAUGUGGGAAAAUCACAUGAGGAUGCUAUAAAGCUGUCUGAAGACAGAUCAGUUACAGUUGAUGAAAAAUCAUCUGAGGAGCCUUUGAAGGCUGAGGAUGAAGAACAGAUUUCAGCAGCAGAUGUGAAACAAACUGAAGAGACCUUGAGAAAUGCUGUUGAGAUACAUCCACCGGCUGUUGAUGUUCAGAAAUUACCUGAUGAGGAUUUGUUAGUUGGUGAACAAAAAACAAUCAUAUCUGAUGUUGAAAAAUCAUGUGAUGGGACUUUGGUAGUUGCUGAUGAGCAACAAACAGUUGUAUCUAACGUUGACAAAGUAAAGGUUCCUGGGGAGGAGCAAGCCACUGUCACAGGUCUAGAAAACCUAAAUAAAGAGGCAACUGACAUUGAUUCUGUCAAAGAAAUUACAGAAAAACCCACUGGAGAAAUGGGUGAAAAAGACUUGAAAGCAUCAUCUGUUGAAAUUCCAAAAGAACUGGCUGAACAAAAACCAGAAGAUAAUGUAGAUCCUGUGCAUAAAGUAGACACAAUUUGUGAAAGUGAUAUAAUUUCUGCGGCAGUUUCAUCAUCAAGUGAAGAAAAAACUUUUGAAAACAGUUCAGUAGCAUCUGCUGAUCGUUCAACACAGCAACAGCAGAGACCAGAAAUGGUCAGACCAUCUGGCCCACCUGGACAAAGAAUGGGAGCACCAAGAAUGGGAGGACCACAAAUGGGAGCCCCAAGGAUGGCUGGACCAAGAAUGGCAGGACCGAGAAUGACUGGACCUAGAAUGACAGGACCGAGAAUGGCUGGACCUAGAAUGGCAGGACCGAGAAUGGCUGGUCCAAGACAAUCAGGACCGCAGAGACCCCCUGAACCAUCUUCCUUUUCUGGCUUCAUGUCUAUGUUCUCCACCCCAAGUGCACCAAAUAAAUCACCAACUGUUGGUGGAUUUUUUUCAAGUUCUCCAGGAUCCCUUUUUGGAUCGUCCCCUACUCCUCGUCAGCCUCAGCAACAGCAGCAACAACAACAACAGAAAAGCUCAUUUUUUGGCCUUCCAAGUAGCAUUGCGCCAGAAUCCAUCACCAGUGACCUCUUUGGCAUGUUCAAGGGUCAAGAAACAACAAAACCAGAGGAACCUGAACAAACUGGCACAAAAUCUGAACAAGCAGAAGCUCCUGCAAAUUUGGCAAACCCUCAGGACUCUGAAAAGGCAAAUGCAGAUAAUAUGACCUUAACUGAAGAUGAACAAGUUAAAACCACAGAAGAUUCUGACCUACCUGAAAAAGGGCUUGUUAAGGAGGCAGAAAGAAAAGACAAAACGGAAGAUGAUUCUCUCAUUGAAUCAACAGUAAAAACUAAAGACCCUGAACAAAAGGCAGAGUGUCUGGAGGCUGUUGAGCAUUCAGAAGAGCCUGUUACUGAAGAGUCUUCCAAAAGUAUACCAUCUGCAGCCCCUGAAACCAAAGGCAUGUUUGAUAUGCCCAUUCUGUCUACCCCUAAAUUUGGCUUCAUGUCUGCAGCUACUGAAGGCACAACAUCUAUCGGAUCCCUUUUCUCCACUACAUCUUCAGUCACUAAACCCUCAGAGCCUCAACAGACAGAUGGUGGUCUCUUUUCAGGCUUUAAAAAUCUUUCAGCUGGUAUUUUCCAGGACGAAAAGCCAGCAGGAAAAGAGGAAACACCAAGUGCGUCAUCCGUUUUUGGCUUGAAACUGAGCUCAGUGUUUGGCACCUCCGACUCUCCCAAACCUGAAUCCACCCCACCUGUGGUCACAGCCCAGCCUCAGAGUGAAUCUCCUAAACCGGCAGAAGAACUUGAUGAGCUGGAAUUUGACAAACCAUCCCCAGGUUCUGGGGAAACUGAAAGUGCAGACAAUAGUGAUAUGGAAGGACCAACAGAGACAUCUAAAACAGGAAGCUGUGACACCUUAGCACAAAUGGCACAAUCUGGCAUCCCGUCUCUGUCAGGUUCUCUGUCAGAAAGCUUAGAUAAGCCUCAGGUAACAUUUACACCAUGUGAGUUAGAUAAGAGCGAAGAAAAUACACUCGACACCAGGCAAGCAGAGUUGGAAACAGAACAACCAAAAGAUCUGUUGAUGAAGGAAGCAGCGAAAAGUCCGUUGGACAGCAGCCAUUUUGACUCAUCAGGGAACCUGAGCCCCGUCAGUUCCCAGCUGAGCUCUGAACUCGAGGACCGCCACCCUCCAGAGUCCUGCCCCCCCAGCAGCGCCCGUACGCCUCUGUGCAGUGAGGCCUCCAAAUCGUUUGAGGAUGAAGAGCUGGAGAAGGAAGUGAACGGACUUCCAGAAUCUGGUGUGAACAAAGACCGGAAGGAUUCUUCAGUUGUCUCCCCAAAGCAGAGUUUGGCGAAACACGAUGACACAAAUCUAACACAAACUUGUCUCUUUGACGACGGCCCACCGCCUUGCUCUCCAGCUAAAGUUCGCUGGCUGAAGGCUUACAACAAAGUGAGGUUACAACUCCAUGAGAGCCAAACGCAAGACGGUGACCCCAGCAAGCAGCCGUGGGCCAAGCCAGGGGCAAACACACCAUUUGGCAUCGACAGCAUGCCAGACCUCCGCAAGAAGAGGCCUAUCCCUCUUGUUAGUGAACUGGCCAUGUCCAUGAUUCAGUCCAGCAAGGCCAGACUGAACUACACUCUGGCCACUCGGACCUCCCUAAAAGAUGAAGAGCUUAAAAACCACGUCUACAAGAAGACUCUGCAGGCUCUGAUCUACCCCAUCUCCUGCACCACGCCGCACAAUUUCGAGGUGUGGACCGCCACCACGCCUACCUACUGCUACGAGUGCGAGGGUCUGCUGUGGGGCAUCGCUCGGCAGGGCAUGCGCUGCGCAGAGUGUGGGGUCAAAGUUCAUGAGAAAUGCCAGGAGCUGCUGAACGCUGACUGCCUGCAAAGAGCAGCGGAGAAAAGUUCAAAGACGGGGGCAGAAGAUCGGACGCAGCACAUCAUCAUGGCUAUGAAGGACCGGAUGAAGAUCCGCGAGAGAAACAAGCCUGAGAUCUUCGAGGAGAUCCGGAAAGUGUUUGUCAUUUCUAAGAUGAUUCAUGCUCAACACAUGAAGAGCAUCAAGCAGAGUGUGCUGGACGGCACCUCCAAAUGGUCUGCCAAGAUCACCAUCACAGUGGUUAGCGCUCAGGGUCUGCAGGCCAAGGACCGGACCGGCUCCAGCGACCCGUACGUCACCAUCCAGGUGGGGAAAACCAAGAAGAGAACAAAGACCAUCUACGGAAACCUGAACCCCAUCUGGGAGGAAAAGUUUAGCUUCGAGUGCCAUAAUUCGUCGGACCGGAUCAAACUCCGAGUGUGGGACGAGGACGACGACAUCAAGUCGCGAGUGAAGCAGCGACUGAAGAGAGAGUCGGACGACUUCCUGGGUCAGACCAUCAUCGAGGUCCGAACCCUGAGUGGAGAAAUGGACGUCUGGUACAACCUGGAGAAGAGAACUGACAAGUCGGCGGUGUCUGGUGCCGUCCGCCUUCAGAUCAGCGUGGAGAUCGAGGGAGAGGAGAAGGUGGCGCCGUACCAUGUGCAGUACACCUGCCUUCACGAGAACAUGUUUCACUACUCGACGGACAUCGAGGGAGGCGGGAUGGUGAAGAUCCCGUCCGCUCAGGGCGACGACGCGUGGAAAGUCUACUUUGACGAAGUUCAGCAGGAAAUUGUGGACGAGUUUGCGAUGCGCUAUGGCGUGGAGUCCAUCUACCAGGCCAUGACGCAUUUCUCCUGCCUGUCGUCUAAGUACAUGCUGUCAGGAGUGCCGGCAGUGAUGAGCACCCUGCUGGCCAACAUCAAUGCCUUCUACGCCCACCCCACUGCCUCCACAAACGUCUCCGCUCCCGCCAGAUUCGCCGCCUCCAACUUUGGGAGGGAUCGUUUUGUGAAGCUCCUGGAUCAGCUGCACAACUCUCUGAGAAUCGACCUCUCCACGUACAGAAAUAACUUCCCGGCCAGCAACAAGGCUCGACUCAGCGACCUGAAAUCGACGGUAGAUCUUCUCACCAGCAUCACCUUCUUCAGGAUGAAGGUGCUGGAGCUGCCGAGUCCGCCCAGAGCCGCCAGCGUGGUCCGGGACUGCGUCAAGGCCUGCCUGAACUCCACCUACGAAUACAUCUUCAACAACUGUCUGGAGCUCUUCAGCCGCCAGUUCCAGCCCAAAAAAGAGGAGAGUCAGCCUGAAGAGCAAGGCCCGAGCAUCCAGAACCUGGACUUCUGGCCGAAGCUCAUCACGCUGAUCGUGUCCAUCAUCGAGGAAGAUAAAAACUCAUACGCGCCCGUCAUCAACCAAUUUCCUCAGGAACUGAACGUGGGUAAAGUCAGCGCUGAGGUCAUGUGGACUCUCUUUGCUCAGGACAUGAAAUACGCUCUGGAAGAGCAUGAGAACCAUAAGCUGUGUAAGUCUUCAGACUACAUGAACCUGCACUUCAAAGUCAAGUGGCUGUACAACGAGUACGUGAAGGAGCUGCCCGCCUUCGCAGACGCUGUGCCUGAAUACUCUGCGUGGUUCCUCCAGUUUGUUCUGGCCUGGUUGGCCGAGAACGAGGAGGUGUCGAUGGAGUUCAUGUCCGGAGCUCUAGAGAGAGACAAGAGAGAAGGGUUCCAGCAGACAUCGGAGCACGUUCUGUUCUCCAGUUCAGUGGUGGACAUCUUCACUCAGCUCAACCAGAGCUUUGAGAUCAUCAGGAAACUGGACUGUCCCGAUCCCACAGUGGUGGCCCAGUAUAACAGACGCUUCGCCAAGACCAUCACCAAGGUUCUGCUGCAGUACUGUGCGGUUCUGGCCAAGAGCUUCCCAUCCUACUGUGAGAAGGAGAAGAUACCCUGUGUGCUGAUGAACAACGUCCAGCAGAUGAGGGUCCUGCUGGAGAAGAUGUUCGAGUCCAUGGGAGCAAAACAGUUGGAUACUGAAGCAGCCAACAUCCUCAACGAACUCCAGGUGAAGCUCAACACCGUCCUGGACAACUUCAGUGCCGUGUUCGCCAAAAGUUUCCAGAAUCGUAUAAACGGCUGCAUGCGACAGAUGGCGGAGAUCCUCUACCAGAUGAAAGGCCCGCCCAACCACAACACUGCGGAGGCGGACGCCGACACAACGCUGAGGCCCCUAAUGGAGUUCCUGGAUGGGAACCUCAGCAUUUUCGCUGGCAUCUGUGAGAAAACAGUGCUGAAGAGGAUCCUGAAGGAUCUGUGGAAGAUUGUCCUGAGCAGCCUGGAGCGGAUCGUCGUCCUUCCUCAGAGCAACGACAGCCUGGGAGCUCAGCUCCUCACAGCAGCGAAGGGACUCUCUAAUCUCAAGGGAGGAGCUGAAGCUAAAACUCUGACUCCUAAGCAAUGUGUGAUUAUUGAUGCAGGACUGGAGACCAUCAAGCAAUACUUUCACGCUGGAGGAAACGGGCUCAAGAAGGCGUUCGUGGAGAAAAGUCCUGAGCUAGCUUCUUUGCGCUACGCUCUCUCUCUCUACUCUCAGAGCACCGACGCACUAAUCAAAACCUUCGUCACCACGCAGCAUUCCCAAGUGCAUGAUGGGAUUGGCAUCAGAAUCACUGGUAAUGAGAAGAUUAAACCCGACAGAGGCUCUGGGGUGGAGAAGCCAAUCGGAGAGGCUGUUCUGCAGGUCGACAUGCUGCUUGGAAAGGAACGCAAGAUCAAUGUCAGGGUCAUUGCGGUGAACGAUAUGAAGUGGCAGACCUCCGGGAUGUUUCGUCCGUUUGUUGAGGUCUCCAUGGUCGGCCCCUUUAUGGCCGACAAGAAGCGAAAGUUCACCACGAAAUCUAAGAACAACAGCUGGACCGCAAAGUUCAACGAGACUUUCCAGUUCGUUUUGGGUAAGGAGUCCCCGGACUGCUACGAGCUCCAGGCGACGGUGAAGGACUACUGCUUCGGCCGGGCGGACCGCGUGGUCGGCUUGGCCGUGCUGCAGCUGAGAGACGUGGCCGACAGGAAGAGCUGCGUGUGCUGGUGUCCCCUCGGGCCACGCGUCCACACCGACGACACGGGCUUGACGGUGAUGCGCAUCCUGUCCCAGCGGCCGGCCGACGAGGUGGCCAAGGAGUUUGUGAAGCUGAAGUCCGAAACUCGGCCGGCAGAGGAGGGCAGAUGAGCCGAUUCUGACUCAGGACUGAGUGAUCGCUGCGUUUCCAUCGAAAAACGUGCAAAUUGAUAUCAUGAAAAAUCAUUGGCUUAAUGGAAACACACCAAUUUAUAAAAAAAAAGGCUACUAAUGUCCCUAAAUAUCAGAUGCAGAACUGAUGUAGUUUUAUAAGAAAUCAAUUUUCCCCUUGAAAAAUAUUCACUAGCUCUGUUUCCAUUAACCAUAAAAUUGUGCAAAUUGAAAUAAUGAAAAUAGAUUAUCUUAACACGCCAAGUUUGAAAAAAAAAAAACACUUUUGAUGAAAAGGUUUUAGCACUAAGAUGGUGUUUUUAUUAAAAUUUGUUUAUUUCGCAUCACAAGUCACAUGA